Molecule: messenger RNA, 937 nt
Organism: Ipomoea nil (Japanese morning glory)
Lineage: Eukaryota; Viridiplantae; Streptophyta; Magnoliopsida; Solanales; Convolvulaceae
Product: E3 ubiquitin-protein ligase ATL23-like
Exons: 1
Coding region: 207-617 (136 amino acids)
Source: RefSeq, a predicted model, not a curated record
UUUCCCUUCCAAGUCUCACCGUGAAAUUGGUGUGCUUUGCACUCCACUCAAAUAUUCUCUCUCCGCCGCCACCAUCGCCGCCCUCCAUUUUCAAAUAACAUUUAAUUAAUUCUUCUCUCAUGCUUCCCUGAAUCGCCUUGAAAAACCCACAUUCCCAGUUUUCUAAAAUUUUUCAUUCGAAUUCAUAUAUUUAGCUACUACUAAGAAUGCUUCUCUCCGUGUUUUUGGCUCUGUUUCUCCCCUGCGCCGGCAUGAGCGCCGUGUUCCUGGUGUACAUCUGCUUGCUCUGGUACGCCGCCACCUACCAGAACGGCGGCGCCGCCGACCCGGAGCGCGGCCAGGAGGUGAUGAAAGGGACGAAAGAGAAGGGGCUCUCCGCCGCGCAGCUGGAGAAGCUUCCGGCGAUCACCGGCAAGGAUUUGGUGAUGGGCCACGAUUGCGCGGUGUGCCUGGACGACAUCGGCAGCGAGCAAGCGGCGAGGGUGGUCCCCGGCUGCAACCACGGCUUCCAUCUAGAAUGCGCCGAUACGUGGCUCGCCAAGCACCCCGUUUGCCCGAUUUGCCGAACCAUGCUCGGCCCGGAGCUCUUCGACCCGCCCGAGACCAAUCCUUGCUAAACAAUCAAAUGUGGUUUAACUGCUGGGAAUUUACCAAAUGAUGCGUGAUGAUGAUGGUGGUAAAUGGUAAUUCAUUUUAAUCGUAUUUUAGGUCUUAGGAAAAAAAAAAUUAAAAAACAAAAAAGAAAGAAGAGUUUUAGACAGUGUAGAACAUUAGGCUAGGAAUUUUCUUUAUUUUUUUCCUAAUUUCUUAAUUUUUUAAAAAAUAUAAUUAUUGUAAAUUAGGCUUUAUUAGAGUAGUUGUAAGAUCCUUUUUCAGAAUUUUGUAGCAUGUGAUGAUGAUGCAGCAGCUGUUCAAUAAAUUAUUAUUGGCAAAAAAU